Molecule: messenger RNA, 786 nt
Organism: Penicillium waksmanii
Lineage: Eukaryota; Fungi; Ascomycota; Eurotiomycetes; Eurotiales; Aspergillaceae
Exons: 4
Coding region: 1-786 (261 amino acids)
Molecular function (GO): hydrolase activity
Source: RefSeq, a predicted model, not a curated record
AUGGACGUCCAAAGCAAGGCUUGCUGUACUCGGCCGCCUGUCCAGCUCAGUGGAGGCUAUGAUAGCUAUACGCUGAAGGGGAAGUACACGGAGUAUAAUGGCAUGAAGACCUAUGAGACUGGACCACUUAAUGCAAAGAGGGGUAUAUUCGUUGUGUAUGACGUUUUCGGUUUAUACAUCCAAUCCCUUAAAGGUUGCGAUAUCUUGGCGUACAACUAUGACGAUCAGCCUGACAAUGCUGGCCACUACCAAGUUUUCCAGCCAGACUUCUUUGGAGACCAUCCUCAACAGAUGGAAAAUUUCCCUCCAAAGAAUCCGAAGCAAUUCAAGGCUAUCACGGAUUUUAUGAGUGGGUAUGGGGACCCCACAAAGACGGUUCCCCUGAUCGCUCCUAUCCUGAAGGAUAUCAGCAAAAAGCAUCCAGAGAUCGAAUCGUGGGCGAUUCUUGGAUUCUGUUGGGGCGGCAAGAUAGCCUCGUUGGUCUGCCAGGAAGGCACGCCAUUUAAGGCUGCAGCGCAGUGUCACCCUUCUCUAGUGGAUCCCGAAGAUGCGAAGAAGGUUACUGUUCCAAUAUGCACCUUACCUAGCCAAGAUGAAGUGCCUGAAGUUAUCCAUGAGUGGCACAACAAUGUCAAGGUGAAUAACCCAGAUAGCUACCUUGAAUUCUUCGCUGACCAAGUUCAUGGUUGGAUGACAUCCCGCGCUGAUUUUAAUAACAUCCACUGCUACGAGGAGUACUUGCGCGGAUAUCGGAUUAUCCGUACCUUCUUCGCUCAAUUCUUGUAA